This is a messenger RNA of Plasmodium cynomolgi strain B, 7643 nucleotides long. RefSeq lists its product as hypothetical. Bases 1720 to 5751 code for a protein of 1343 amino acids. The transcript has 9 exons. The record is from RefSeq and is a predicted model, not a curated record. Lineage: Eukaryota; Apicomplexa; Aconoidasida; Haemosporida; Plasmodiidae.
AUGAAAAACCAAGUGGGGAACUUCAACCAAAAUGAUAAAGGAGAGACGGAGGCUGCGAUGGAAAUGGCAACUGUAUGGGAGAGGACGAAGGAAGGGAUCGACCGAGCAUCCCCCAGGCGAGAACUGCAACAGGUUAGAAGGGUAUCUCAAGGGGACCACUCGAAUGACGAACCUACAUACAAAGUGAUUACUCAACUGCCUCAUCCACACGGGGGGCUAAUGAAAAGAUUUUUUACCCCCCCGGAUAAGGAAAGGGCAGACAUCACCCCUAGGGUGACUGAUUCACCAUGUGAUGUCACCAACAUAGGAAAAAAUAUCUCACGGGAGGGAGAAGGACAGGAUGAUGGUCCUGCUUCUUACCUGCGCCGAAGCUACGGAAGUGAGGACGCGCCGUGGAAGUCAACCCGAGGGAGUUCAGAUGAUCUAUGGGGGGUGCACCAUGAUGAAGGGGGUGCAGCAUCGAGCGACGAAGACCGCGAAGAGGGAGAAAUGGACCGGCGUGUUGGGGUAGGUCCAAGUUAUGACUCCUUCCUGCGUGGUGGGGUAGGCCAAAGUUAUGACUCCUUCCUGCGUGGUGGGGACUGCCCAAGUAAUGAUGCAUCCCAGCGUGGUGACGACAGAGCAGGUGAGGAGGAGCCCCUGGGAGAAGAAAGCCUCGACGAAAGAGAAAAAAGAAUCGUCUACAGUAAGGCCGACGAAAUAAUUAACAGGGACGCCGGGGGGGGAGAGGACUGGCUGUUGAGCGAGGCGGAGGGGGACGAACAGCCAAGUGGGGGGGUGAAGCAGCAGAGUGGGGAGGUUAAGCAGCAGAGUGGGGAGGUUAAGCAGCAGAGUGGGGAGGCGAAGCAGCAGAGUGGGGAGGUUAAGCAGCAGAGUGGGGAGGUUAAGCAACACAGUGCGGUGAGGAGGCGCAACCUACUGGAUCGGCGCGCACUCAACCUAAGCGCAGGGGAGCUGCACGCGUUUCUGAAGCGGGACAAGUACCGCCUGACGAAGAUAAAGACGCGCAUGAGGAACGUGGUCUACAGGUACCUCUACGAGCGUGCGAGGGGGGGAAGCCAGCGAGGUGAAAAGCAGAACAGGAGUCGUGAAGCAUCCAGCAUGCCUCACACACAUGCGAUGGAGGCAGGGGAAGAGGCAGAAGCAAAUACAGAGGCAAAGACAAGGGCAGAGGCAAAGGCAGGGGCAAAGACGGGCGUGGCCUCCGCACAGGACGUCGCAAACCUUCUCUACACGGAGUGCACCAUACGAAGGACAAACAUCGCCAAGCUGAGGAACGCAAGUAAGCUUGUCUGUCACAGGAGGAGCGACAAGUGCAUGCAGAUUUUGAGCUACAAUAGUGUAAAGGAGGACGAGGUGCACGUGUUCAGUCACCGGGUGCUGAGCCUAAAUGAGUUUAUUUUCUUUAAGGACAAGGAGAGCAAAACGACGAACGAAGAGAAACUAAAUCAAUUUCUAGACGAUCUAACAUGCAGUGGGUUCGAAAGAAACUGCAAAAGGAUUGAGCUCGAUUGGAAAGCAUACCCUUUUUAUGUCAUUAGGGACUCCUCGUGGAAAAAAAUUAACAGUAUCCAUAGACAGGCUCAUUUGUAUAUCAAUUAUUUUUUACAAAAGAAACGAUUCAGACCAAAUUUGCUGGAAGUUAUUUCCAUAGGAGUGAGCCCCUUCAGAAGGAGAAAGAAAUACGAGAAGCAUACCUCAGUAGCGAGAACAGGAUGAAUGGGGAUAUCCUUGGUGCGGAGGUUACUCAGAAGGCUGCCCAAGUGGAUGAUCCACCUGUUACCGAGGCAACCAGGGGAGAACCUGUUCUGUCUAGCCUACGGAAGGAAGAUAACCGUCUUAGAGCACUCCUCUCACAUUACUGUUCGGAAGCAAUUUAUGAUUAACCACUCCGUGCAGCUUUUGAGAAGCGUUCGAGAUAAUAUUUUGGUGACUUAUGGAGAGAAGGAGUUACACGUAUUCCAGCUGGUGUAUGUGAAGAAGGAGUUUAGUUUGGUUUUUUUUUUUAAGAAAGGAGUGAGGGAUGCCAAGUGCUGGAAAAUACAUGACGGGGGCAAUACGUUCGAGGUUUAUGAGGAUGCCAUAAAGGUGAACGUCAAGCUGAUAAAGAUCAACAGGGAUGACGAAGUGGCGAGGCGCAUUUUUUAUGCCACCAACGGGGGUGCCACGAAGGGAGGUGCCACAAAGGGAGGUGCCCCCAAAGGAGAUGCCACGAACGGGGGUGCCACGAACGGGGGUGCCACGAACGGGGAUACCUCUCACGGUGGCAUGGCUCUUGGUGAUGCUUCCAUUGCUCCCAUUGGUUCCACCGGCGCGGGCGCUGCCGGGGGAGCCGCCCACUUCUACGUUAACCUCCUCUACAUCUACGUAUUGGACGGAGAGCGCGUGGACCUGGUGGUGGUGAACUCGCUGGUUUAUUUGAUUUACCUGCUUUUCAGCCACCACAGGUACGGCCUGCUCCUGGCUCUGAUGCUGCACUUGUACAGGGGAAACUGCUGCGUGCUGACGGACCUGCCCGUGGACGAGGACGAGAGAAGGGACAAGCUGAAGCCACUCAUCUACUUCCUGUUCGAAAGAAGGAUGAACGAUAUAAUAAAAAACGGAAACAAAUUUGGGAGUAAUCCACGCAACAGCAUCUACCAUGUGCAGGUGAAAGACAGACAGUGUGAUGAGGAUGAAGAAGUGAAAAGAAGAAAUGGUUCAAACGGGUUCAACAACUGGUGCAACCAUACAUCUAACAAGGUCUUAGAGAGCGUGCAGGCAAUGGGGCAAUCAUCCGAGUCGACCUUCUCCGCAUCUGCGGACCAAUCCAUGUCAGAAUCAGUCAGUGUUGCAUUAAACGGUGCAUCGUUCAUCGAUGAGGAAGAAAACGGCACCGAGUGGCCACUCUCCUCCCAUGGGGGAAUCACUUCACAUGGGGAAGGUAACCCUGGAGGGGAGGAACUCCAGCAUGAAAGUAGACAAAUACUUAUCGAUGGGAGAGUCAUCUCAGGUAACUGCAUCAGAGAGCUUCAGAAGUUAUGUCUCCUCGGGAUAGAGAUUAGUAUCAAUUUCCAUAUGGAUCUACAUGAGUGCAUUUUUCAAUUCCUAAGGGGGGUAGCGGCAGAAAAUUUUUAUUUCCAUCUCAUCGAGGAAUACAUCGUGAGCAAGAGGAUUGGAAUAACUCACGACUCGGUUGUGUUUAGUCUGACUGAAUACUUCAAGCGGCUGUACAGGAUAUUCUCCGAGUACGAUGACUCAUGUUAUGACGUGUUUUUGUUCUUUUGCAGCCUCGUUGGGGAGCCUCUAAACGAGGAGCGUCCGAAUGGGGAGCGUCUGAAUGGGAAGCUUCUGAAUGGGGAGCUUCUAAACGAGGAGCUUCUCAGCGAGGUUGUAUUCUCCCCUUUGGGGGAAAGCGGCGAUAGUAGCGAUGAAGGUGUUGACGGGAGUGGCGGUGAAGGUGGCGAUGAACGUGACUGUGAAGGUGGCGAAGAUCCCUACGAUGAACGUGACUGUGAACGUGGCGAAGAUCCCUGCGCAGACUUGGAUAUGCACCUGUACCGCCACCACCUGGGCGCGAAGAACAUCUCGAGGAAAAUACGAAGGAUAUAUGCCUUCGUGUGCAUAGUAGAGCUGUUCUUCCGCCUUUUUGAGAGCAUAAGUCUGGAGGGAGAAAUAGAAGGUAUCAUCUCACAUCUACCGAUUCAUCUCAGUGCCUUUAUUUAUAAUAAACAUAACGAGGACAGAAUCACAACAGCGGAGUUUUUUAUUUCCUAUCUGAUCAGAAAAAAAAGCAACCUCUUCUACAGCUUCUGUAGAUGCAACAGCUUGAGGAGUGAUGAGCUACCGAUUUACCUCCCCAUGUACAUGUUCAGAAAUUUUUAUCACUGCUACUUUCUCUUCGAUUACGUUUUUUCCGUUACGUUUAAGGUCCCCUUCAGUAUCAGCUUGAACCGGUUCGCAGUUCCUUUGGAGGAGGGCAUCACUCUGAGGAGUUGCCACUCAAACGUGCAGGCAAAGUACCAGUUCGACGAUAUUUUGAAUUAUGGAAAUAUUUUUUUUAUAUUUUCUCCUUUUCGCGUGGAGAGGGAGAACCACUGCACGUUGAACCGGACCAUCCUGUCGCUGUGGCGGUACCUGCUCGAUGGGACCCACAGCCGGGUGGGGGUUAGCAGCGUUGUCGGGGGUAGCGGCGUCGGCGUGGGUAGCGGCGUUGGCGGGGGUAGCGGCGUCGGCGUGGGUAGCGGUGCUGAUGGGGGCAACUCGCUGGAGUUCCUCUCCCCACGGAGAAGAAGCGGAGACGAAGGCACCUGUCGACGAAGAAACGACCCCCAGAGAACACAAAUGAACGAUUAUUUUAACCUGGACAAAAACGGCUUCUUCCUACUCCUUCAGCUAUCAUUAAAGGACACCUUUUAUUUAUUAAAUCGGAGCUUCUUCCAAUAUGAUUAUAUCAACAACUACGACGUUAUUAACCUCUUGGUUCGUAAUUUGUGUAAUUUUUACCUGCACAUGGUCAUAAUUUUUCUCCAUUACCGUAUGUACUUGAAAAAGACAUUAAUGCAAAAUUUGUUAGAAGAGGAGACAUGCGUCUGUAUUUAUGGAGAAGUUCUUCUAGCUGUCAACACAUGCAGACAGUAUAACGAAGUUAGUGAGGUGUGUUUGAGAUUGGUUCAUUUAAUUGAAGAAGAGGGACGACAUAUGCAUGUUCAUAAAAAUAUCUCCAAUAUAGUCAGGUGGAUUACAUUGCAACUAUUUUAUAUUAACAAACAUAGGGAGGAAAUGGCUAACUCAAUAACGUAUUCGUUGAUUUUGUUUUUCAUCCUUCAGAGUGGCUGUGACGAUUACUCCUUUGACUAUCUCAUGGGGGUUCAUUUUGUGAAUUUUUUGUUGCGAUUGCCUUGUGGGGGAUGUCAAGAGCGUCGGAUGAGCUCAACCACAGGAAGGCGUCGCUUUGAGAAACUCACCAGGAGGUGUUUCCUCUUUGCGAAUAAAAAUUACCUCAAAAAAAUCAGACCACACGUGAGAGAGGAACGCUUGUUUGAAGCCUUUCGCUUGAAGGAGACCAACUUACGCAUAAGGGAGAGUCAAAUAAAGAAGAACGUUGAAGGGACGUCCUCUCCGCAGGGCAACUUGGUGGACUACCUGUUGGGGGAGGUGUACGGCGUCGAUGUGCCUGGCCUGCUUCGCCAGCAUGGUGGUGACGGGGGUAGCGGCGGAGAUGGGGGGGUAACACGACCUGUGAGACGUGGUGACGGCUGUGCGUUUAAGAGGGUGCGCUCCAGGAGUAGAGGGAGUGUGCUACCCGGGGGAACAUCAACAGGAGGGAGCGUGCCGUCGGGGAGAGUACCUUCCGGAGGGGGGCCGCCUCGGGCGGGGAAGACAAACAAGGAGCAGAAGCAGGGAGAUAUUUUCUGCGUGAAGUUUUGCAGGAGGCACUACGGGUAUAUCCUGCUGCUGUACGUGAAGAAGCUGUUGGUGUUGCACCGGGGGGGGCGGUCCCCUGGGGGGGAGAAGCGCGAGGAGGAGAGUCCUCCAAAGGUGCACUCAAAGACAGCUCAUCACCGACUCCGCAGGAAGAACGUGGAGAAACUGCUGAAAUAUAUCCUCUUUUUCAGCUCGAUGCGAAAGUGCGAACCAGUCUAUGUGAUCAUCCUGAAUCACUUCGGUCGAUAUGACGUUGUCUUGGAUCAUUACAGAACAAGGAAGGAGUGGAGAAGCAUGGAGGAAUAUAUUUUUGGAAAUAUUUUUUUUUUAAAGAGAAAAAAAUGAAGAGAAGGCUACGUGGGUACCUCUUUUAUGCUGACGUAUUGGAACACGUCGAUGUGAUGAGUGAUAUACUCGUGGAUUAUAUUUUGAGAAACUAUUUCUUUUUUCACAAUCGGACGGUGAGACUACUCCGUGGGGGAGUAACCCCGAAGGAGUUAAUCAGAAGUAUCACCAACAGUGCCAUGAGCAAGGGAGAUCAGAAGAACCAAUGUCGAUGGGGGCAGACACACCUGAUGAGUCUGUGUAAGCUGUUCACUACGACACUGAUUCGAUGCCAAAAUUUUUCAGACUUGGUGAAGCAGCGAGUGUAUUAUCUGCUUCUACACGAGGCUCGUGUGCCAAGCAACAUCCAAAGGUACCUCCACAAAAAAAUUUUUUAUUCUUAUCUAACUCUCCUCUGUAAAUACAAAAAGGAUCAAGUGUACAGGUGCGUUAAGUAUGCUAAUGUAGAGAAGUACAAGGAGCUGUUUGAACACCAUGGGAACGUGAAUGUGCUUCUGCAUCUGUACGAGAGACAGGGGAAGCUGCUAAAUAUCAUCGACCUGUGUCUUAAUCUAAUCAAGGAAAAUAUUUUAAAAUUGAAGGAAGCCUUUUGUCGAGAGGGAGAUUGGUUUGUGCCGAAGGACAUGACGUACGGGGAUGUAUACGCAGUUAAAUUUUGCAGUCGAAUCGAUGUCUACGAUUUGUAUGCCAUGCCGUUGAAGAGGAGCGUUCGGAGGCUGCUCCUCCCAAGGGGGGGGGGCACUGCUGACCAGGGGGAGCAGCGGCAGCAACGGCAGCAACCGCAACCGCAACCGCCGCAGCAGGAUGGGUCAGCGGGGAGCGGCACCGAGAGGGACUCCUUUUUGGGCAAGCUGCUCGGCCGAGCGCACAGCGCCGCGGAGAGGAGCGCGUGGGGGAGCUACUUCGUGAAGACGCCGCGCUGGGGGGGCAAGCCGCAGCGCAACCGCCCCACGGGGGAUGCAAACGGGACGGGUACAGCUCAGAAGCCGAAGCGGGCGGGUACCGUUGGAGACGCAAAGAGAGCGCUCCUGGCGAAGGCAUGUCGCAUCUUUCUCACACGAGAAUACAAUGCCGUAUUCCUAUACACAUACAUGCUGACCUUUGUCCUGCGAAGGAACAAACUGCAAAGCGACCGGAUCAACGAAUACGUUCUGUUUUUUAUUGUUAACGAGUGUGUGAGGGGUUUCAUCAGAGUUUGCGAACAGUUGGGGUGGGGUGUACAGGAGAGUCAGCGUGGUGAAGGGUGCCUCCUCUUCGGAGGAGACGAGAGACAUUGCACAGUUUCGCGAAAGUUCCGAUUUUCAGAAAAGAGAGAGGAGGAGGAGGCGGAGGAGGAAGCAUCACCCCUUCCAGAAGCGAUAGCAUUCUUUAGCUACCUCUUCGAUCAGGUAGUCUCCUUCGUUAUAAACAUAACCUCACACCAACAUGCUGCAAGGAUUUGCAAGAAGCUCUUAGCCAAGUAUCGAAAUUUCCAAAUGAAGCUUGUGAGACCUCCUCUCAUUGCAUUAUUGAAAAACAUGACAGAGACGUACUCACUCUUUAGUAACAACUGUCACGUGUCGGAGAGGAGAAUAAAGGGACAAAUAGAAGUAUACACCUUUGAGAGGAAGAAGGGGCUUGUGGUUGAUUUCCACGUGGACCACACGCACCCCUUCAACACCAAGUUGUGUGCGCGUAGCAAGCGGGGGGGCUCGGCGCAGCCCCAGCAUCGACCGAGUCAGCCGAGUCAACCCAGUCUUCAAGAACAGGAGGAACCGCUUCCGGAGAACUGCAAAGAUUGCACCCCCCGUGGCGACGCGCUGUGGCUGAGCAAGUGCGAACACGAACAUCACUUUGCCUGCUCGCAGAGGUGCCACCUGUGCGGCGCGAGCGCGGAGCAGUCCAGCAAGUCG